Messenger RNA from Paracoccidioides lutzii Pb01, 2664 nucleotides. RefSeq lists its product as hypothetical. The transcript has 2 exons. Gene Ontology annotation, molecular function: protein binding. The record is from RefSeq and is a predicted model, not a curated record. Gene Ontology annotation, cellular component: nucleolus. Bases 1 to 2664 code for a protein of 887 amino acids. Gene Ontology annotation, biological process: maturation of SSU-rRNA from tricistronic rRNA transcript (SSU-rRNA, 5.8S rRNA, LSU-rRNA).
AUGGGGACCAAAAAAGGCACCAGAGUCCCCGUCUCUCAAAUCUCCUCAACAGCAGCACCAUCAAUAUCCCCCUCAACCCUCUCAUCAAAUAAAUCCUCCGUCCUUCGCUCAGCAUUCUCCCCGUCCGAGUAUCAACUGGCGCUUUUCGCUUCGGUCAUCCAGGGCCUAGACUCCCAGCAUCUGCGCGUUCACGAAAUUGGCACUGGGCGUUUACAGUGCGAACAUGCUGUAAAUCCAAGGGAAGUGAUCACUUCGUUGGAUUGGGGCUCCUAUGGCGAUUCUCUGAACAGCAGAGAUCACCAUCAGCAUAUGAAGAAGAAGCGAAAGCGCAGUUCAUCUGGUGUAAAUGGCAUUGCGGAUAUAGAUGCGGAUGCGUCUGUGGGUGUGGAGAAUGUGGUGAUUGCGUUUGGAACCAGUUCUUCCGAUAUCCGCAUGUAUUCGCCGGCGGAGGAUAGGAUUGUUGGUACUCUUUCGGGUGGGCAUGAGAAGGGGAUUAGGGAUUUUAAGUUUACGGCGAAAAGCCCUGUGGCGGAGGGUUGGAGUAUUGGUGGUGAUGGGAAGCUUGUUCAGUGGGAUUUACGGACUGGCAGAAGUAUACGAGUGGUAUCUCUACCGUCAGCCUCUGUCUCCGCGCUUGCACGGCCCGUUCCUUCGAAUCCUCCUGUUCUAUGCGCAUCUCAAACGCCAUAUCUAAUGGGCCUCGAGCAGGACGGGGUCGAGGGCGUGGUUACAUUUAGUGCCAUGAAAAACUCCAUACACACACUAAUAUCCUCUUCCUCGGAUCUGGGGAAUUUCUCGGAACAAUUCCUUGCUGCAGAUUCAAACCGCUACAUCAACAUUUUCGAUAUCCGGAAGAAGAAAAUAUCAAAUACACUAGUGGCUGUGAGUGAUAUUGAAUCCUUAGCGUUCUAUUCCGCCCCCUUUCAAAAGGUCCAGGGUAAAAAAAAUGAAGAAUCUACGAGGUCGAAUCAGCUUCAAAGGCAACUUCUUGCUGUGAUUACGCAGAAUGGUGUCAUCGAGCUGUUUUCCAAACCCUUUUAUCAGCUACCACCCGUCGGGGGCGCAAAUAGCCUAAAGCCACGCGGCAAGUCAAUGACGCGCCGUGCGGAAGCUGUGAUUAAAAUUAUUAGACCUGACAAGUCUCGAACGGUAGUACCUAUCAUAUCCGUUAGUUUCCAGGGACCGGAUCUCGUUGUUGCAUGGGCGGAGGGUGGUGUUAACUUGGUGUUUGAGAAAAUACGCUGGCAAGAUGAGGUCACCCAAGAGCUGAUGUUCCAGGGGGAGAAAGAAAUCAUGCGUGAGAAGUCUGCGUCUACGCUUGGAUCUGCAAUGAUGAAUGGUGUCAAGAAUGUUGGGAGGACCCAAGUUGAUGAGUCGCAUGCGGUAGUCGAGCAAGGCGGAGUUACAGAGGGAAUCCCUGUGGAACAGAGGGAUAAUCAGAAGGACGCCAUCCCAAUACCCAGCGAUGAUGAUGACGAAGAAGAAACAUCAGAUGAAGAUGGAAGUGAAGGCAGCGAACAUGCUGAGAAGGCUCAGCCUACAUCAGAAUCCGCAACCCGCGAGCAAGAGGACACUGACAUGGUCGAUGCUGACACCGACGCCGACGCCGCAGAAAAUGGCGAACCCUCCUUCGGCGAACUCAUUCGUGCUCACGCAUCCGAACCCAUCGACGUCGAAACAGAACUCCUCGAUGACGCAGAGGCCAACACCCACGCCCUAACUUCGAAUACCAUCAAGUCCAACACGGCCCUCCAGAUCCCCUCAGGUCUCUCUCUCGCUACCGUCCUCUCCCAAUCCCUCAAGACAAACGACAACUCCCUCCUCGAAUCCUGCUUCCACACCACAGACAUGAACAUCGUCCGCGCCACCAUCCAGCGCAUGGACUCUUCGCUUGCCGCUACCUUGCUUCAGAAGUUGGCGGAACGCCUCUCGACUCGUCCCGGCCGCUAUGGCCAUCUGCUCGUCUGGGUGCAGUGGACUUGCAUCGCGCAUGGUGGGUCAAUUGCGGGGAGACCUGAUGUGCUGCGAAAGAUUACGGCGCUGUUUAAGGUUAUGGACCAGCGGUCGGCGAGUUUGCCAUCGCUUUUGCUGCUGAAGGGGAAGUUGGAUAUGCUCGAUGCGCAGCUGGGUCUUAGGCAGAAACUGCAGCAGCGGGCUGGUGGUGGUGGUGGUGGUGGCGGUGCUGGUGUGUUAGGUUCUGAGGAUGAGGAGGAUGGGGUUAUUUACGUUGAGGGGGAGGAGGACUUGGUGGAUUCUGUUGAUGAGGAGGAGGAUGGAGUAAGACUCCUUGAAGCUGCUGAUUCUACUCCUGCAAAGAAGCGUGGUGUGCGUGGUACAGAUCUCAGUGAGGGAGUGGAGGAGGAUGAAGAUAUGCCGCUGGCUACUAAUGGGGUUGCAUCUAAUGAAGAGGAAGAUGGCGACGAGGAGGGAAGUGAGGAUGAGGAAGUUGAGUUGUUCGAUGAUGAGGCGGAGGAGUCUGAGGAUGGAGAAGAGGCGGGCGAAGAAGAUGAGGAGGAGGAUGAGGAGGAGGAUGACGAGGAGGAUGAAGGAAGUAGUAUGGUUGGUUUCAUUACGGACUCUGAUGGUGAUGAACCUGUUAAUGCGGCGCCCGUUCUUCCCUCGUCGAAAAAAGGGAAAUUAAAGCUAGGUAAAUCGCUAAGGUAG